Contarinia nasturtii (swede midge) is the source of this 1779-nucleotide messenger RNA. RefSeq names its product UDP-glucuronosyltransferase 2B7-like. The transcript is spliced from 6 exons. The coding region runs from base 56 to 1636 and encodes 526 amino acids. The record is from RefSeq and is a predicted model, not a curated record. NCBI's taxonomy places the organism in Eukaryota, Metazoa, Arthropoda, Insecta, Diptera, Cecidomyiidae. Gene Ontology annotation, molecular function: UDP-glycosyltransferase activity.
UAUAAUAUAAUUAAUAUUCAUCAGAAUAAAUACGUGUCAAUCUGAAUCGUUCAAAAUGAAGUGUAUUUUAAUAUUUAUGCUUGUUUUGAUCAGUGUUCCAAUAUGCCUCACUUCGAAUAUUUUAUAUUUGCAACUUUUGGAAUCACAUAGUCAUCAUUUUUGGAACAGUGCGAUAAGUGACGAACUUGCGAAACGUGGACACAACAUUACAAUACUUUCACCCGACUCCGAAGCAAAACCACCAAAGGGUGUGCAUUACAUUCUUCUUGAAAAUAUGUAUGAUACAGAGUAUAAAACAUUUUAUAAAGGCCUAUUAAAUACAACAGAAAGUAUGAAUCCAUUUCGCGAGGCACUUGCUAUUGUAGAGUGUUGCGAGGUUAUGUGUUCCGCUGCUGUUAGAACAAUGGGUUUUCAAACCUUGCUUAACUAUCCAGAUGACUUCAAAUUCGACUUGAUUUUACAUGAUUUUUCAGUUGGCUCAUGCUUUCUACCUUUUAUACAUAAAUUCAACUAUCCACCAAUGAUUGCGGUCACUGCUUACGGACAUCCGUCAUAUUUGAACCAAUUUAUUGCAGAUCAUCAUCACUAUUCUUAUGUGCCACACAAUUUACUACCAUUCAACGAUGAAAUGACAUUUUCACAACGACUCCUAAAUUUUCUUAUCUACAUGCAGGAAUUUAUUAUUUUCAAGUACUUUUUAAAUCCGCGAUUGGAUGAAAUUGCAACCGAAUACUUUGGUCCGGAUUUUCCGUCCGUCAGUGAAUUGGAAAAAAGAACGUCGUUGGCUUUCGUAAAUACCAACUCGGCCAUAGAUUAUCAUGUAUCGCAUCCGGAAAAUGUCAUCCCGGUUGGUGGACUGCAAAUAAAAGAUCCCAAACCAUUCCCACAGGAGUUGAAAUCGUUCAUCGAUUCAUCAAAAAAAGGAACGGUCAUUUUUGCUUUGGGAUCAAACAUUCGAAGUGAUUGUAUACCGCAAAUGAAGAAAAAUCUCAUUUUAAAAGUUUUAAGUGAUCUUCCGGAUUACAACUUUCUCUGGAAAUUCGAGAGUAAUAUAUCCGAAUCCGAUUUACCAAAAAAUGUUAUGAUUCGUUCUUGGAUUCCUGUGUCAGACGUUUUGGCUCAUCCAAAAGUCAAGGCGAUUUUCUUUCAUGGAGGCCUUUUAACUACUCACGAAGCGAUCUGGAGAUCUGUGCCCAUGAUAAUAAUGCCAUUUGGACUUGAUCAGCGAAAAAAUUUGAUAAAAACAAAGCGAUUUGGAAUUUCGGAAGGAAUAGAAUAUCACUCGUUGAAUUACGAUGAUUUAAAAACUACAAUUUUGAAAGUGCUUAAGGAGCCAUCAUAUGCAAUGAAUAUGCAAAAAGUAUCAGCAAGAUUCAAAGAUCAGAAAGAAAAGCCGCUGGAUAGAGCCAUUUGGUGGAUUGAGUGGCUCUUACGAAAUCCAGAUUGCGAUCAUUUGAAAUCACCUGUUUUUCGACUCGGUUUAAUCGUCGGAAAUUCAUACGAUAUCAUUGCGUUUAUUAUAUUACUUGUCACUGUUAUCUUAAUCAUUUCCCUAAAACUCUUUAGCUAUUGUAUUAGAAAAUGCUCAAGAAAUAUUUAUUCAGAAGAAACUAUGCCACAUAGAAAAUCCGAAUAAAGAACGCACAUUUUAAACAAUAUGAUACUAAUUCCAAUGAUUUAGAAUAAAGCUGAUGAUAGUUUGCGAAUAGUAAUGUAUCGAGGCCAGUAUGUUAAUAACACCAAACAAAGUCAACAUCAUCAACUGAAAUUUACCAAAAU